AUGCUGCAGACGGUGCCCAAGUUCUGCUUCCCCUUCGACGUGGAAAGGGUUUCCCAGAACCAGGUGGGUCAGAACUUCACGUUUGUGCUGACGGACAUCGACAGCAAGCAGAGGUUUGGCUUCUGCCGACUCACCUCAGGAUGCCGGAUCUGCAUCUGUCUGCUCAGCUAUCUUCCCUGGUUUGAAAUCUACUACAAGCUGCUAAACACGCUGGCAGACUACUUAACAAAACACCAGGAAAACGACUUGAACGAUAUGCUGAACUCUCUCUACGACCUGCCCGUGCCAAAGCCCUUCACCCCCGUCAACCUGAGCGUGCACUCGUACUUCAUCGCCCCUGACGUGAACGGCCUUCCCACCAUCCCAGAGAGCAGGAACCUGACAGAGUACUUUGUAGCAGUGGACGUCAACAACAUGCUGCAGCUGUACGCCAGCAUGCUCCACGAACGGAGGAUCAUCAUCACGUCCAGCAAGCUUAGCACCGUGAGUGUGU
This is a messenger RNA of Osmerus eperlanus (European smelt), 493 nucleotides long. Its product is annotated as DENN domain-containing protein 1B-like. Gene Ontology annotation, cellular component: nuclear speck; intracellular membrane-bounded organelle; cytosol. The transcript has 6 exons. The record is from RefSeq and is a predicted model, not a curated record. NCBI's taxonomy places the organism in Eukaryota, Metazoa, Chordata, Actinopteri, Osmeriformes, Osmeridae. The annotation marks the transcript as partial. Gene Ontology annotation, molecular function: phosphatidylinositol phosphate binding; guanyl-nucleotide exchange factor activity. Gene Ontology annotation, biological process: endocytosis; endocytic recycling.